CCUGGGGGGUCCAGAUGAAGGGGGAACGGGAGUCAAGGUGGAGGGAAUCUCGGAGGCGUGGGUCCCCCAUUACUUCCCUCGACGCCAUUACGGGGAAGUAUGUCAAAUUGAAUUCUCCCUUCCUGGACUCAAGUAGGGUGAGAGAGGUGAAACCCAACCAUCCUCGGUAAAUCAAGAAUCAGCCUGAUCCGCACAAAUGGGGACGCACAGUGAGAGAAACUGACCGCCACGCUCCAUCCUUUGCUCACCGCGUUGAGUCUGGUGGGUCCUACCAGCGCCCUUCUGACACAAAGGCUAUCUUCACGGCCUCCCUAUCACCCCGUUCCUCUUCCCGGAUCUGAAGCUAAAAGCCAUCGGAAGACUGAAGGCAGUUCAGGUCCCGCGAAUUUGUCAUCAUGGUGGAACACACCGCCUCCACGCCGUACGUGUCAGUGAUGGACCAGUAUGGCUACCAGAUCGGGAAAGUCAUUGGCCACGGCUCCUACGGGACCGUCUACGAGGCCUAUUUCGCCAAGCAGAAGACGAUGGUGGCCAUCAAGAUCAUCUCUAAAAAGAAGGCUUCGGAGGAUUAUCUCACUAAAUUUCUACCUAGAGAAAUACAGGUGAUGAAAAGCCUACGCCACAAAUACGUGAUCAGUUUCUACCAGGCCAUUGAGACCACCUCCCGCCACUACAUCAUCAUGGAACUGGCUCCCUGCGGCGACGUCCUGGAGUGGAUUCAAAAGUCCGGCGCUUGCUCCGAGGCCUUGGCCGGGAAGUGGUUCUCCCAGCUGUCCCUGGGGAUCGCCUAUCUCCACGGGAAGGGCAUCGUCCACCGGGACCUCAAACUGGAGAACCUUCUCCUCGACAAGCGCGAAAGCAUCAAAAUCUCUGACUUUGGCUUCUCCAAGAUGGUGGCCGCCCAGGCGGCGUCCUCCUCCACCCCUUCCUACCGCAUGAUGAGUUGCUUCUCCCACCUGAGCCAGACGUACUGCGGCAGCUUUGCCUACGCCUGUCCGGAGAUCCUUCUGGGGCUGCCCUACAACCCCUUCCUCUCGGACAUCUGGAGCAUGGGCGUCAUCCUGUACACCUUGGUGGUGGCCCACCUGCCCUUUGACGACACCAAUCUCAAGAAACUCCUCCGGGAGACCCAGAAAGAGGUGACCUUCCCUACCCAUCUCCAGAUCGGCGAGGAGAUCAAGGACUUGGUUCAUCGGAUCCUCCGCCCGGCUUCCAAGCGGCUCAACAUUUUGGAAGUACUCAAAGUCCCAUGGGUGCUCAAGUAUUUGGCGGAGAAGCCCACCACGGAGAUGAAAGCUCUGGAAGCCAUCUGUGGCCCCCGAGUGACCGAGGGGAAGACCACCACCCCCAGCACAAAGUCCCGCUCCUUGACCUUCACGCCGGAUAAGAAGAAGGCCGCCAGCCGUACGCGGAGCACCGGCCAGAUCAAGGGGGCGAAAAACACAGAAAAAAACAGCUGAGGGGGCAGGUUGAAAAAAAAUAGAAAUGGGACUCUUUUACGUCGAAAGCCCAAGUUUUCCUAGCUAGACCCCUCGCCUUCAGUGGCUCGCCUUAUUUUUAAUGGGGGAGGGAAGAGGACAGAGGGAAACGGACCCAGAGAGAUGGGGGUGCAUAGGUGAACCCCAGAGGAAAAAAAGCGAGCGAGCAAGAGUGGAUCCAUUCAAAUCCUUCACCCUAAUUUGGAGAUUGGGGGGGCCCUCCGAUUUGUACAUGACCGCCCGGGAGGAGAAAUCCGAGUUGGAAAAAAAAAAUAUUAAAUCAAAGACAGAUCUUUCUAAAAGUCCGUUUGGGCCACCGGAGAUCCAGUGACUUAUCGCGGCUUGGCUAUAAGCUUGAUCUAAAGGGACGGGUCUGGAUUUCGGGGCGAGAGGUCUCUGUUCUGAUCCACAUCCCCACCAGAUCCUUUCCCUGCUUCCGUGUUCGUUUCGGGGCCCUGGCGCUGGGGAUUCUGGCAGCCCGAGCCGGCCGCGAGGAAACCUAAGACGAAGGCUGGCCAGAUGGAGGGCUUUUGUGUUCACCAAUC
Messenger RNA from Pogona vitticeps (central bearded dragon), 2023 nucleotides. The record is from RefSeq and is a predicted model, not a curated record. Lineage: Eukaryota; Metazoa; Chordata; Lepidosauria; Squamata; Agamidae.